Molecule: messenger RNA, 587 nt
Organism: Lucilia cuprina (Australian sheep blowfly)
Lineage: Eukaryota; Metazoa; Arthropoda; Insecta; Diptera; Calliphoridae
Gene: mRpL20
Product: 39S ribosomal protein L20, mitochondrial
Exons: 4
Coding region: 117-569 (150 amino acids)
Biological process (GO): ribosomal large subunit assembly; translation
Cellular component (GO): ribosome
Molecular function (GO): structural constituent of ribosome; rRNA binding
Source: RefSeq, a predicted model, not a curated record
AUCUGCUAAAACCGUAAAAACAAGGUUAUGUAAAACACAACAAAAGAACUUUAAAACAGAAAUAUUACAUAUUUUUUAGAGAAAUUUGUAUAAAAAUUAAAUAAAUAACAUAAAAUAUGGUGUCUCCAACUUUGGCCUUGUGUGUAAGAUCCCGAGGACCCGAUGAAUUUUGGCGUAAACGUAAAAUUUUCAAACUGGCUGCGCACUUUCGUGGACGCAGAAGGAAUGUUUUCUCCAUUGCAGUGCGUAAUGUACACAGGGCUUUGGUUUAUGCCACCAAAGGCAGGAAGUUGAAGAAAUUGGAUAUGGCAGCGCUAUGGACCACCAGAGUACAAGCCGGUUGUGAACAAUAUGGUGUUACCUUGGAUGCCUUCAAAGAGAGUUUAACACGCAGCAAUAUUUUGUUAAAUAGGAAAAUCUUAUCAGACUUGGCUAUUUGGGAACCUCGUUCUUUUGAGGCUUUAGUUAAGCUAUCACGCGAAAGAGCUGUAGUGCAAUCAUUGCCCGGUAUUAAUGAAAGAUCUGUUAUGAAUCAAGUAUACGGUUUAGCUAAUUUGCAAAUAAAAUAAUCUGUUCAGUUUCAUACA